AUGUAUAGAGUAGUUUAUAUCAAGGAAGUUAAGAGAGUUUGGGACUCUUUAACAAGUUAUUAUAAAGGGUCUGACAAGGUGAAGAAAGUACGUUUCCAAACCCUCAGAAAAAAGUAUGAGCUUUUGCAGAUGGACUCAACUGAGUUGAUAAAAGAUUUCUUCUCUAAAACAUUGAGUCUUGUUAAUGAGAUGAAAGCUAAUGGAGCUACAAUUGAUGAUACUGCAAUUAUAGAAAAGAUAUUGCAUAGUUUACCUAAAAAAUUUGAGUCAAAAGUAACUGCCAUUGAAGAAUGUAAUACAGUUUCUGAUAUGAAGAUUGAUGAAGUAUUAGGAUCAUUACAAUCUAAUGAGCAGAUAAUGCUAGAGAAAUUUUUCAUUCGACCAGUUGAAGAGGCACUUCAAAGUCAGACAAAUUGGAAUAGCAGACAACAGUCUAACUCGACUAAAUCUCAAGAUGUGAAGUUUGGCAAUAAUGCCUUAGUACCAGUAAUGGGAAAGGGAAUGAUAGCUAUUAUUCUGAAGAAUGGUUCUCAAGCUUAUAUCACAGAUGUAUUUUAUGUGCCUGGACUACAUCAAAACUUGCUGAGCAUGGGACAACUUUCUGAGAGAGGAUAUUCAAUGCACAUUGAAGGAGGUAUCUGCACAAUUCAUGACAAGAGAAAGAGACUUAUUGCAAAGGUACAAAUGACCAAAAAUUGA
Molecule: messenger RNA, 699 nt
Organism: Papaver somniferum (opium poppy)
Lineage: Eukaryota; Viridiplantae; Streptophyta; Magnoliopsida; Ranunculales; Papaveraceae
Exons: 2
Coding region: 1-699 (232 amino acids)
Source: RefSeq, a predicted model, not a curated record